This is a messenger RNA of Adineta ricciae, 1068 nucleotides long. Lineage: Eukaryota; Metazoa; Rotifera; Eurotatoria; Adinetida; Adinetidae. The record is from the annotation of a GenBank genome assembly.
AUGUCCUCAUAUCCGGUUGCGGCAUCGCCGGUAGCGUCUUCGCGCGCUCCUUCCCUCCGGUUGACUGGUGCCAGCGUUGACAUACGCAGCUCAGCCGUGAACGUCAUCAAAUGGAUGGGCGUCGAUCAAGAGAUCUUCCGCGGUAUGCUUGCGAAGAUCUUCAUCGAUCCAGUCAUGGAGCGAGUGAAACUGAUCUUUGACGAAUCUGUCGACAAUAUUGAGCAGCGCGACGACGGAGUGGUCGUCAGGUUCGCAAACAGCAAGGAAGUGAAGACGUACGACCUUCUCGUGGCCGCAGAUGGCCUUGGCUCUAGAAUUCGCGGCAUAAUGUUAAAUAGCAAACCGCGUGAGCAAAUCUACGGCGAGGAUGUUCAUGUAGCAUACUUCACUAUCAACAGCGAUCUGCUGCAGGGCUGCCGCCUGGCAAAGUGGUACAAUGCAACGGGUGGACGCUGUAUCUUUCUACGCCCCGAUCCUGCUGGCCGUACGAGAGGCGAUCUCAUAAAUGUGACUGCGCGUGGAGAUAUUGAAACGAAGAAGAGACUCAAUGAAGCUCUUCGCGAAGGUAACGAAAGCUAUAUGAAGCUGAUGGAAGAGAUAUUUUGUGACGCAGGCUGGGUUGCACCAGAGGUGUUGCAAAGCAUGCACGAAAGUGUUGACUUUUACUGCUCUCUGUUCACGCAGGUUCGAUCACCCAAAAUACACGAUGGCCGCGUGGUCCUGCUUGGCGAUGCUGGCUAUGCGACACCCGGCUUUGGCACCAGUCUUGCAAUCAUCGGUGGCUACGUCCUUGCUGGAGAGUUAUACAGUCAUCCGGACGAUAUCAAAACAGCCUUGAAGCAGUAUGAAGAGCUCAUGCUACCGUUUGCAAAGGAUUCGCAAGGCGGGCUACCGAACGCGCCGCAGCUUCUCAAUCCACAGACGCAGUGGGGUAUUAGGCUCAGGAAUACGAUUUUGCGUCUCGUGGCAUGUACAAAGCUGGAUAAGUUGUCGAUGGCUCUAGCCGUGGUGCUGGGCAUCACAGAGAAGAAACUCCUUAUGCCUGACUAUAAAUGGCCGGCUAAAUGA